AUAUAUAUAUAUAUAUAUAUAUACAUAUAUAUAUAUAUAUAUAUAUAUAUAUAUAUAUAUAUAUAUACACACACUAUAUUGCCAAAAGUAUUGGAACGCCUAUCCAAGUCAUUGGAUUCAGGUGUUCCAAUCACCUCCAUUGCCACAGACAUGCAGACUGCUUCUACAAACAUUUGUGAAAGAAUGGGUCGCUCUCAGGAGCACAGUGAAUUCAAGCAUGGUUCCGUGAUAGGUUGCCACUUGUGCAAUAAGUCCAUCCGUGAAAUUUCCUUGCUACUAAAUAUUCCACGCUCAACUGUUAGUGGUAUUAUAAAAAAGUGGAAGCAACUGGGAACAACAGCAACUCAGCCGUGAGGUGGUAGGCCACCUAAAAUGACAGAGUGGGGUCAAGGCAUGCUGAAGCACAC
Staurois parvus is the source of this 407-nucleotide messenger RNA. The record is from the annotation of a GenBank genome assembly. Lineage: Eukaryota; Metazoa; Chordata; Amphibia; Anura; Ranidae.